This is a messenger RNA of Hypomesus transpacificus, 3912 nucleotides long. It is a transcript of the gene slc27a6, whose product is annotated as solute carrier family 27 member 6. Gene Ontology annotation, molecular function: long-chain fatty acid-CoA ligase activity; long-chain fatty acid transmembrane transporter activity. The coding region runs from base 192 to 2063 and encodes 623 amino acids. Lineage: Eukaryota; Metazoa; Chordata; Actinopteri; Osmeriformes; Osmeridae. The transcript has 10 exons. The record is from RefSeq and is a predicted model, not a curated record.
CAACAGUCACAUGAUUUCAUGUACGUUUUAUAAAUAAGGAUAGAAACGAGAGGACACAGCACACUUAUUGAACGGUUUGAGUAUUUCAGCAAAGACUUAAUUUUACGACAGUGUAUUGGGGUAGACAGUCUUGAAGAAUCGUUUUUUCUUCCUUUGUCCAGUUAUUUAAAAUACUGCUCUGAGAAGGCAAGAUGUUUUCCUCACUAGGAUGGGUAACAGCUUUUGUGGCGGGAUUGUUUUCCGUGCACGUUGUACAGAAACUAUGCUUUCCCUACUUUUGGAAGGAUGCAUUUUAUUUGGCGAGAGUCAUAAGAUUCGGGGCUCAAUUGGAAUUAUUCAAAUUAACCUCAAAAGUAUUCACUGUCAUGGACAGAUUUGUCGAACAGACAGAAAGAAUCCCUGACAAACCUUUUUUAAUUUUUGAGGGGAUAACUUACACCUAUCAAGACAUCAACUUAAGAAGCAACAAAGUGGCUAAUGUAUUCCUCGAACAAGGAACUCUGAAGAAAGGAGAUUGUGUUGCGCUACUGAUGAACAACGAACCCGACUUUGUGUGCGUUUGGUUCGGGUUGAACAAACUCGGAUGCUCUGUGGCUUUCCUCAACACUAACAUAAAGUCAAGAUCAUUACUUCACUGUUUCAAUUGCUGUGGGACAAAGACUCUUGUUGUUGGCGCAGACCUGUUGGACACUCUAGAGGACAUCUUACCCAGCCUUCGGGAGGACAACAUAUCUGUGUGGGCCAUGAAGAGGGAGAGUUUAUGCAUGGAUGUCCAGACUCUGUUGGACAAGAUGGAGCAGGCCUCUGACAAGCCAAUCCUACCAAGCCUGAGGUCUGUGUCCUCCCUUAAGACCGCCAUUCUCUACAUUUUUACCUCUGGUACCACUGGUCUGCCCAAGGCUGCAAUAAUUACCCACAUCCAGUCAUUGAAGGCAGCUGCAGGGUUUUGGGCUUACGGAGCAACCAAAAAUGAUGUGGUUUACACCCCACUCCCUCUCUACCAUAGUGCUGCUUCGAUGAUUGGCAUCGGAGGGACCAUUUUGCUGGGUGCUACAUGUGUCCUGAAAAAGAAAUUCUCAGCCUCACAAUUCUGGAGUGACUGUAGGAAUUAUGAUGUAACUAUCUUUCAGUAUAUCGGUGAGCUUUGCCGAUACCUCUGCAACCAGCCCGAGGUCGAGGGAGAAAAAGUUCACAAGGUGCAUAUGGGAGUGGGAAACGGGCUACGACAGGAUGUGUGGCGGGAGUUUCAUCGGCGCUUUGGUGAAGUCCGCAUGUGUGAGCUCUAUGGUUCCACCGAGGGCAACCUGUGCUUCAUGAACCAUAUUGGCAAGAUCGGAGUGGUGGGACGUUCCAACUUCUUUUAUAAACUUAUUUUCAAGUAUGAUUUGGUGAAAUACGACAUAAUCAAAGAUGAGCCAGUGCAUGACAAGCAGGGAUUUUGUCAACAUGUGAAAAAGGGUGACACAGGCCUUCUCCUGUCCAAGGUGGGUCCCACCAGCCCAUUCUUUGGCUAUGCAGGGAGCAAGCAGCUGACUGAGAAGAAGCUGAUGAGGAAUGUGUUUGUGAAAGGAGAUGCUUACUUCAACACAGGGGACCUGAUGGCUGAAGAUGAUGAGGACUUCAUCUGUUUCAAGGACCGAGUGGGGGACACGUUUAGGUGGAAGGGGGAAAAUGUGGCAACCACAGAGGUGACAGAAGUACUUGGACUGGUGGACUUUAUCCAGGAGGCCAAUGUUUACGGAGUUGAAAUUCCAGGAAAUGAGGGAAGAGCUGGAAUGGCAGCCAUUAUUGUGAGGCGCAACUGCACGUUUGAUGGGAAGAGGUUAUUCGACUAUGCUCUGAAGCAUUUACCUGCAUAUGCUCGUCCACUAUUCAUCAGGAUUCAGGAAUCAAUGGAAAUGACUGGUACCUUUAAGCAGCAGAAAUUCCGACUAGUGGAGGCUGGCUUCAACCCUUCAACAUUCUCUGAUCUUCUCUAUUUCUUGGAUUACUCUGAGAAGUCCUACAUUCCACUCACUGACUCCAUCUAUGAGAGUAUUCUGGCAGGUGAAUGGAAACUGUAGCUGCCUGUCUAUAAACAAAAAAGGAUUGGUUCACCAAGAAGGCUACGUGAUUGUGCUGUAAAGAAGAGCAGCUGUAAAUUGGGUGUUCUCAUCUAUAGCGUUGUACAUUUGAUAAGCAACAAAAACUGUGAACCCAUUAUUAAAGGCUCAUCGAAUCAUUUAUGAAGGUGUACUCUUAUAGAAAUACCUGGCAUCAACACAGUAUUGAUAAAUAAUUAAUUUGAAGUUAAUGUUGACCUGAAAGGAACAAUAAAAGAUCUAAUGUCCUCAUGAGCAUGAGCACGGUGGAACACAUCUUGAAUUAGCCUUAUGUGAUUUGUAAAACCUCAGUGAAAGCUGACCGGGGUGUCUGUUUCCCACAUGUCCAUUCUCAAACCCGUCCAGUUAAAAACAUCAAACUGACCUGGAGUGGUGAACAAUGAUAAUCAGCACUUUGACUGUCAGUCUCAGAAUCUAAUGUGACUCAAGAGUGGCCUUUCCUAAUUCUCACUAAAUAUUUCAGCAACUGUAGAGCUUUUAUACUUGACAUAUUGAAGUAAAAUAUAUGUUGUUACUACAACUAGAUAAACUUAUGAACAUCAACAUAAUGUUGAUAAUGAAAUAACCACACCACUUUAUAAAUACACUUGACAUAAUUGAAAGUCAAAUGGGUGUUCUUGAAUCAAAGUUUGGCUAUUAGGUACCCUCCAGUUUUUCAAUUAUUUUUAGUUACACUUUUAGUAAAAACAAUAAUGGAUGUAUGUAUAUUCAAAUUAUGUUUUCCGUAUCAGUAAUCAGUAAUGUAAUUUCCAUCUUUUCUCACUUUAACAGUAGAAGGAAACAAAACAAUUUUAUUGUGCCAACCGACAGUUACAGUAUAAGGCUGGCCAACAAUACACUAAGAACAAGAUUAUUGAUUAAGUAUAUAUCAACAUAAAUCUUCCCUGUGAUGAACACUGUCAAAUUCAGUUUUACAUAUACUGUAAAUAUUUGGCCAGUGCCAGUUAUAGUUAAUAGAAACACAUCACAAGGAAUCUGUGACCGAAUCUUGCGCUUGGUGUGUUAAAAAUAGGGACUGAUUGAAUAAUAAGUUUCUUAGUUAUUCAUUGUUAAUAUAAACAGUUGAUUGUUUUCUUGCUAUUGUAUCUGUCUUGCCAAUUUUUGUAAACAAUAUGUAGUUUACAAUGUAAACACAUGUUGAUAGCACUGUGAAAGUCUAGUCAUAAAUUUUUUGGCUACGAUUAUAAUUCCUUAGUACUGAAAAUAGUAAUGAACUGGUUAUGAAGUUGUGUUGCUUACCGUUGAAGACGUUAAGUAAAAAAGAAUUACCAUUUUGUUCUAGCAACCUCCUUCCAUUGUUUCAUCUUUCGACACCUUUUUUAACAGUUGUGGAAAUAUGUUCUAUAUCUUGCCAAAUUUUGUUCAAUGGCAUUUCUGUUCAUUAGUAUUUUAUUGUCAUUUCUUUCUCGUGCAAUUGUACAAAUUUCUAAAAUAAUUCUUCCUACUGAACCAAUACUAUACUCCUGUGUUGUUGCCAUAAAUGUUUAUAUAUAGUUUCUAUACUCAGCUACUGAAGUUGAGUAAAAAGCACAUUCCAGUUAUUGAUUCUCAGGGUACUUUUAUUAUAUGCAUUGUCUGUACACUGGGAAGACUGCUGAUGUCAUGAGAUAUUAUCCCACUGCAAUCCAAACAACAUAUUGCACAGGAAUCUCAAGUUUUAUCAAAAGUUUGGCGUGAGAGAUUUGAGAGAGAGAUUGUGUACCUUUGUUGUUGCUUAAUUUAUUGCAAAGCCUUCAGUGUUGUAACUAGUCCAACCAAUAACAGGAACUUGUGGAUAUACAACAUGAAAAAAUAAAUGUUUCUGACAUUA